Molecule: messenger RNA, 632 nt
Organism: Cuscuta campestris
Lineage: Eukaryota; Viridiplantae; Streptophyta; Magnoliopsida; Solanales; Convolvulaceae
Source: the annotation of a GenBank genome assembly
CUUCCCAGUUCCUUUCCAUCCCAAUGUUUGGGAGCCAUGUGAUUGGAAGAUAGUUGAUUUGCCAAGAUGUGUUCUCAAGCUCUUGUAAGGCGAACAAGUACAAACGUGUUUGUUCUCGUGACCUUGUUUCAGAAACUGGCUGUGCUCUUGUUCCCGGAGAAGGUUGUUGCGGUGUUCUUGGGGUGUUUGUUUGUCCUCUCCGCCAUGCAGGGCGGCGUUCAAGUGGCGGAGGCUGCCGGCUCUCCGGUGUACCGAGAAUGCUUUGACACAUGCCUCAACGAUUGCAUGAAAGGCGGGCGUGGUUACACCGAUUGCGAGAUGAAGUGUGACACCGAGUGCGGCGCCAAGGAAUUCAAUGCCAAAUUGAAAGCGGAGCCGGGCAAUUAAUUGACAAGGUGAAAAGAAUGACGGAGUAACGGACAAUGGAGUAUUUUAUUUUCAAUGUAGUACGUAAUAGUGACUAUGGCACAAUUUAUUUUACCCCAAUGUAAUUGUCAGUGCUAAUUAAUUAUCGAUCCCAUAUACAGCUACAAACUGUAAUUUAAUUUCAAUUCAUUGCUUAUAUUAUACAACUGUAGCUUAUAUUUGUUGGAUACAUACGGAGUAUAUUUUAAGAAAAAUAUGGCUCAAAU